AUGUCUAAUCAACAAAAUAAUGAUGUCCAAUUGGACGAUGAUGUUCAAGGGAUACAACAAUCAUCAAAACAACGUUCGAGAAAUUUCUAUCGAAAGCGACCUGGUAGUGAACGACAAAAUCAAGAUCUAGGAGAAGAUGAAAAUCAUGGUCCAAAUGAUGAUGAUGAUGAUGGUGCUCAACAAUCGAAUAAUUCCGAUGAUAAUGAUAAUCAUAUGAAUAAUAUACGAGGUCGUGGUGGUCAACGAGGAGGUUAUCGACGUUUUCGUGGUCGAGGACGUUUUGGGCGUAGUCUACCAUUCUAUGGUGAUUUUCGUCGAGCUUAUACACCUUAUACAAAUUAUAUGACUGGACGCGGAGGAGCUUUUAUCCCUGCAAGUGGAUAUUAUGGUCCAUUAUAUCAUGGUUAUGGUGGUGAUCUAUCAGGACAAGAUGGUUUUAUUGAUUAUCCAAUACGUGGUAAUCGGGGUUUUCGUGGUGGUCGCGGACGUGGUAGACGAAGAAGUCAAAUAUCAAAGAAUGAAAAUACCGAUAAUAAUAAUAAUAAUAAUAAUGAUCAACAACAAGGAGACAAUACUAACGUGCCUAAACGUCGUAAUUCAAACCGUUUUCAACGUAAACAACAACGACAAACUAAUGAAAAUGGUACAGAACAACAAACUGAUAGUGUUGUAACAGAUGAUCAACAUCAAGAUGAAAAUAAUCAAGGUUCAACACGUCAACAACGAAGGAGAUCUAAUCGACAACAACAACGUCGUCGUAGUACAAAUGCAAGUCAAAAUGAAGUUGAAACAGAAAAAUCUGGACAAACAAAAAAACCUAAAGAUGAUGAAACAAUAGUGAAAAAUCUUCUACGUUAUAUGGUUAAUAAAGUUGUUCGUCGUUUAGCACCAAGAUAUCGACGACAAAGCCGUGCAAAUACAAAAGAACUAAUUGAUAAUAAUAAUAAUACUAAUAAUAAUAAUACUGAUGUUGAAAAAUCACAAACAAAUAAUACUCAACGUCGUCGACGUAGUAGUGCUUAUCGACCAGGAAAUGGUUAUUUCAUGGAACAAGGUUAUUAUGAUCCAUAUGGUAUGACACCAUAUUAUUAUGGAAUGUAUUAUGGUUAUUAUGGUCGAGGAUUUAGUGGUCGUGGUCGUGGUCGUGGCGGACGUGGUCGCGGUCGUGGUCGUGGUCGUGGUCGUUUUCGACAACGUGCAGACACUAAUAAAGAGAAUCAACCUCAACAGAACAGUGAACAGGAAAAAACUGAAGAAUCAAAGCCAAUUGAUGAUAACUCUCAAAGUAAAACAACAAUAAGUGAAGUAGUCAAUCAAUCAUCAAAUAAUGAUGAUACAAAUCAAUGA
Messenger RNA from Rotaria sordida, 1347 nucleotides. The record is from the annotation of a GenBank genome assembly. Lineage: Eukaryota; Metazoa; Rotifera; Eurotatoria; Philodinida; Philodinidae.